UUGAUUCACGAAAAACUUACUAUAACAAGACGGUUGGGAGAAGGAAAAUCAGAGGCAUCCAUAAGAAAGGGAAAACAAAGAAAAACUGACUAGAAGAAAAUGAGACGAAUUUGCAAGCAGAGUCAACUUUCUCCUCGCUCUGCUGAUUUCUCUUUCUAAACUUCUCCUCCAAAACCCCUGGGGCUUGGCCGCAGGGUCCAGCGCCAGAGGAACCUUCCUUCUUUCUCCCUCUACCUUCGAUCUUGAAGAAGAAGCAAAAUAAAUAGAGACCCACAAUAGUAAAAUGCCGUCUUCCCCAUGAUUCUUUCUCUACUCCCCUUUCCCGCAUUGCCAUCUCUCUCUCUCUAGAAGCUUUACUUCUUCUUCUUCUUCUUCUUCCUCCCAUUACUCUGCUUUCCUUCCUUCCUUCACUUUACUUACUACCACUGCUACUUCCCUUCACUUGACGGCAUCCUCCUCCUCCCUUUUCUUUCUUUCUUUCUUUCUUUCUUGCUCUCCCCACUGCGAUCCGUCGCUUUCUUGAAGUCGACCCACCUCAGAUCCCCAAAAAAACCUUCUCAAUUUCCCCCUCUUUCCGUGCUCCGAACUGUUUCUCCGUGGGCGUCUUGAAGGGAAAUGAAGGAUGUUGUUCUCGUGGCUUGCAAAGAUAGCUAUGGCGUGUUGGAGACCCGUGGUGAGGAGGUAUGCCCGCAUGAACAAGGAUGACGGUGGUAGUAGUGGAAGUGGCAACGACGGCGGAGCGGACUCGCUUCUCUGGUCCAGGGAUUUGGAGAGGCAUUCUUGUGGGGAGUUUUCUUUCGCGGUGCUUCAAGCGAAUGCGGUAAUUGAGGACCACAGCCAGGUCGAGACUGGCCGGGAUGCCGUCUUCGUCGGCGUCUACGACGGCCAUGGCGGCCCUGAAGCUUCUCGAUUCAUCUCUGAUCAUCUGUUCAAGAACGUGAUGGAAUUUGCAAGAGGAGGAAACAUCUCAGAAGACACUCUCAGAAAUGCCUUCUCUGCAACUGAAAAAGGGUUUCUCACUCUUGUCCGUAGAAGCAUUGGAAUAAAGCCAGAGAUUGCUGCAGUUGGAUCUUGUUGCUUGGCUGGUGUGAUUUGGCAUGGCACUCUAUACGUUGCCAAUGUUGGGGAUUCCAGGGCAGUGGUUGGUUCUCUCCGCAGGUCGAAGAAGAUAGUCGCCGAGCAGUUGACCAGAGAUCAUAAUGCCUGCAUGGAAGAGGUCAGACAAGAACUGAAAUUAAUGCAUCCAGAUGAUUCACAUAUUGUUGUUCUGAAGCAAGGAGUUUGGCGCAUCAAAGGCAUUAUCCAGGUGUCUAGAUCAAUAGGCGAUGCAUACUUGAAGGGGCCCGAGUUUGCUAUGGAGCCGUCAUUCCCACGGUUCCACCUUCCUGAACCGGUUCGAAAGCCCGUGCUGACAUCAGAACCAUCCCUACUGUUGAGAGUUCUGCAGCCGGAAGACAUUUUCCUCAUUUUUGCUUCGGAUGGGCUGUGGGAACACGUCUCAAACCAGGAGGCAGUGGAGAUGGUGUACAAAAAUCCACGAACGGGGAUCGCGAGGAGGCUCGUGGAAGCAGCAUUGAACAAAGUAUGCAAGAAGAGAGGCGUGGCGUACAAGGAGCUCAAGGCGAAGGGAAACGGGGAAAGGAGGAGGUUCCAUGAUGAUAUAACAGUGGUUGUGAUCUUCAUCGACAGUGAUCAUCAUGAUGAAGGGCAGAAUGUGGCCGAGGUUCCUGAGAUUUCGUUUCGCGGAUUCAUCGAUACAGUUGGACCGUCGAGUUUCAGCAGAGUUCCUUCUUCACAAGGGGUUUAGCUAAAGCUAGCACAUACUUUUUUUUUGGGUUUGAUACUGUGAAGAGCAUGGAGUGGAAUAGGAAGAAGAGGCUACUGUUGUUUCAGUUUGGUAGUUUCAGUCUAUAGACUAUACUGAUUACUGACGAUGAGCUUCAUUCAACUAAUUGUAUAAUUAGCUCAUGUCAUGACGACAGCAACCCAAUGCGAGAUAUUUUGCAGCCUGAUAAUGAUGUCACUCUUUGAAUCUUCUCACAUAAUGCCAAGCUCUGUUCUGUUCAUUCUUUGUUUCAG
Molecule: messenger RNA, 2079 nt
Organism: Linum tenue
Lineage: Eukaryota; Viridiplantae; Streptophyta; Magnoliopsida; Malpighiales; Linaceae
Source: the annotation of a GenBank genome assembly